CGGGGGGCGCUCACACACAAGCGGACGCCGUCCUCUGAUCUCUGCUUCCGCCGCCGCCACCGCCGCCGCCUCCUCUUCCGGCCACCCUUCCACUUAACAUGGCUGCGGUGCCGCCGGCGUUCACCGGUAACCUGAAGAAAGCACUUGCAGGUUUAAGGAGAAUCAAUUUAGAUGGGCUGCGUUGGCGUGUAUUUGACGCAAAGGGCCAGGUGCUGGGACGGUUGGCAUCCCAAAUAGCUGUUGUGCUACAAGGCAAGGAUAAACCAACUUAUGCACCACAUGUGGAAAAUGGAGACAUGUGCAUUGUGCUUAAUGCCAAGGAUAUCAGUGUUACAGGAAGAAAAAUGACCGAUAAGAUUUACUACUGGCACACAGGGUAUAUUGGCCAUCUAAAGGAAAGAAGACUCAAGGACCAGAUGGAAAAAGACCCAACUGAGGUGAUCCGCAAAGCUGUCCUGCGCAUGCUUCCCCGCAACAGGCUGCGUGAUGACAGGGAUCGCAAGCUGAGGAUAUUUUCUGGAAAUGAGCAUCCAUUCCAUGACCGCCCCCUUGAACCGUUUGUGAUGCCACCCCGGCAAGUACGCGAGAUGCGCCCUCGUGCAAGGCGUGCAUUGAUAAGGGCCCAGAAAAAAGAGCAGGCAAACAGAGCCAAGGAGGAAGAAGAUGCUAAGAAUGCCAAAGCUGAGGUCACUGCAUAGGCACAUUCUGAUGUGUACUUGCAUUCUACAGAUCUACCCUAUGAUGUUUUCAGAGUAUCUUUGUUUCUUUGACAUGUAGCCUGUCGAGCCGAACAGGCACUAGAACCUUAGGAACUUGCAAAACACAUUCUGAAUUUCUUUUGUAUUUUAUUACAGCAUGUAUCUCAAAACUUGUCUGGAGGCUCAGUUGCUUUCUCUAGUGAAUAAGGCCGUCUUCUGCUUU
This is a messenger RNA of Panicum hallii, 921 nucleotides long. RefSeq names its product 50S ribosomal protein L13. Bases 99 to 698 code for a protein of 199 amino acids. Gene Ontology annotation, cellular component: mitochondrial large ribosomal subunit; ribosome. The transcript has 5 exons. The record is from RefSeq and is a predicted model, not a curated record. Gene Ontology annotation, molecular function: mRNA binding; structural constituent of ribosome. Gene Ontology annotation, biological process: translation; negative regulation of translation. NCBI's taxonomy places the organism in Eukaryota, Viridiplantae, Streptophyta, Magnoliopsida, Poales, Poaceae.